Dendronephthya gigantea is the source of this 2818-nucleotide messenger RNA. RefSeq names its product prolyl 3-hydroxylase OGFOD1-like. The record is from RefSeq and is a predicted model, not a curated record. The coding region runs from base 25 to 1617 and encodes 530 amino acids. Gene Ontology annotation, molecular function: peptidyl-proline dioxygenase activity; L-ascorbic acid binding; iron ion binding. The transcript has 15 exons. Gene Ontology annotation, cellular component: cytoplasm. Gene Ontology annotation, biological process: regulation of translational termination; peptidyl-proline hydroxylation. NCBI's taxonomy places the organism in Eukaryota, Metazoa, Cnidaria, Anthozoa, Malacalcyonacea, Nephtheidae.
UUGAAUGGUUGUGUAGAAUAUAAAAUGAAGUCAAGUGACAGAAACCCUUGUAAUAGUGCGGACGAAACUCAAGCAAAGAGAAAAAGAGGCGAGAAUAGUACUUCUCCAAUCAAUCAAUAUAUUUUAGAUGAUAAAAUAAAGACUGAUCUUUCACGUGCUUUCAGGAACGAUAAGGACUUCAUUCAUGAUGCUGGCAUUUCCUUGCAUGUGUACCCAUUUAAACAUUGUGUCAUCAAACAUUUUGUUGAGGAUCAGGUUUAUUUGAAAGACCUCAAGGAAGAACUUUUGGGUUUACAAUUUAAAAAGAAAUCUAAUGAUUUAUACAAGUUUCAUCAGAGCAACGACCUAAAUACAUCAAGGAAUAAAAGUAUAUCAAAGUUAAGAAACCUAUUGUACAAAGAUUGUCUUGACUGGAUGAAAAUUAUCACCAACAUUCCCUUGGAUAAAAACGCCAUAGAUAUGUCCUGUGCUAAAUAUUCUAACACUGAUGUUCUCCUCUGUCAUGAUGAUGAACUUGAAGGUAGACGUAUCGCCUACAUAUUUUAUCUUGUCCCACCUUGGACAAAGAAUGAUGGAGGCUCACUGGAUUUAUAUACCACUGAUGAAUUAGGCCAACCAGAUAAGAUUGUCAAAUCGUUGAUUCCAGAGUGGAAUAGUUUAGUUUUCUUUGAAGUUACUCCAGUUUCAUUUCAUCAGGUAUCAGAGGUGAUUUCGGAUAAAACAAGAUUAUCCAUCAGUGGGUGGUUUCAUGGUCCUCCAAUUGAUCGUCCGUCUCCCAAUAAAGAAUUACCACAAACCAAACAACGUCCAAUUCCUUUGAGGGAUGAAAUCCUAAUUUCUUGGGUUAACCCGAUGUAUUUGCAACCGGAUAUUGUCGAUGAUAUUAGAGAAAGUUUUGAGGAAAACUCGGAAAUUGAAUUGAAAGAUUUUUUAUUGGAAGAAAAGUACGACGCCUUGCUGGAGGAAUUGAAACAUGAGAAUACCAAAUGGACAAGAAUUGGACCCGAUAAUAAAAGGAAAUACGAGAAAGCUGACGAAAGCAGUCUGACGAGCCAUGUUCGAGAAUGCUUAGAACUUUUUAAAUCUGAGCCAAUGUUUAAGCUUCUUACUACGUUUACUGGUCUCAAGUUGUCAGAUGUCGAUAUUAAUUCGAGUGAGAAUAGCGAGAAAAACGAAAACGAAGGCAAACCAAAUGAUUCAAUAACAACGACAGAAACUUUAGCUGAAGACAAGGAUAAACUGAUAAAUGAAAAAAGUUACAGAUGUCAUGGAAAAGUGUGCCGCUGGUCACAUGGAUGUUAUACUCUCAUUCACGACAAUGAUCCAGAAGCUUCCGAAAUGGCUCUGGACUGUUUGUUUUUUGUUGGAUGUUGCGAUUGGCAAGGAGAUUUUGGAGGUUACACAAGUUAUCUAGCCCGUGACGAAGAUGAAGAGUUGCUCACGAUCAAUCCAUGUUCAAAUUCUAUGGCACUUGUCUAUCGUGACCCGGAUACACUUAAGUUUGUCAAACAUAUCAAUAACCAUUGCAAAAAUAGUGAAAACGAUGCUGGGUCAUCAUCGUCAAGCAAGAACAUUUCAGAACAAUUCUAUAAUAUUAUGUGUACGUAUUUCGAGUAAAAAAAUCUUGAUGGUGAUUCAGACGUGCAUGACUGGGUUGACUGGCCGUCGAUGUGACGCGUGGCUCGUCAUAGGGCUAAUAUACGAACGUGAGCUUUUGCAUUACUGUGAUGUUUUAUGAAUUAGCAGAGACCAGCUGCAUGCGUACUAUGAUGAAUCACCAUUUUGUUUGCUCUUUAUGUCCUGAUGAAUUUCUUUGUUCUGCGUUUGUUGUUUUAUGUUGUGUCACCCGCUUUACUCAGUUUGGAAAACACGCUAGUUCAAUAAACUUCAGACGCGUUUUUUUACCACAAAAAAGUUGUAAGUAUGUACAUUAUUUUAAUGAAUAAUCAUAGGCCUUUUUUGUGGAAAAGCAUGCGGAAGAACAGUUUAAGCAAAAAUCGCGUUAAAAAAUUCCCCGAGUUUCCACUAAUAAUUUCAACGAAAAUUGCCCGAAUAUUGGUAGGAUUUGAUAAAAAUUUGCCCAACUUUGAUUCAGAUUUUUUCAUGAUUCAAUCGAGUAUAAUUUGAUUUAUAGUUAUCAAUCGUACGUAAACGUUGCAGAUGUAUGGCACAUGCAUGACUGGAAGUGACAAGAAAAUUAAAUCUCCACAGUCCAUACGUGGACGUGACGUCGUUUUAACGUGAAUUUAAAAAAUGUUGCUUCCUGUUUCGUGUUGCUCCGUCAAAGAACGUCAGUUGACUGAGUUCUUUUUAUAAACAAUUUCCGACUGCAUGCAUUCUGCUAAAAUGAACAUCUCCGUUAUCUCUUCGGAUCAGGGUGAAGGGAUCACAAAUGUUUAGGCCUUACUCAUACUGGCAAUAAUUAUAUAUCAUUUUCGUCCUGAGGGCUGUCAAUAGUUGAUAUAGUUCACUAUGCAUGAUGAAUAUGCAGGAAGCCUCAGUUCCUCCAGUACUAGUAUAGGUUCAGUUGCGCACCUGUAAUCACAACACAUGCAAAAGUGUAUUCUUUGCAAAAAAUUUUAUUGCGUCAAGGUUUGCUUCGUCAGUUGCUCAUGAGAGAAAGCUUUUGAAUUUUAUCAUUUUACCGUUCCAACGCGAUACAGGAUUUAAUGACAUCAAAAUAAUAGAUUGCAGCUGCAGAUACGUUCAUAGCGAGUGGAAAAAUCCUUCAUAGUAUACAUUACUAAUAUAAGAAAUCAAAAAGCGCGUCAUUAAGUGACUGUCCGGUAAUUUAAGAGUUGGCGUCACGCCGGAUAUU